This is a messenger RNA of Myzus persicae (green peach aphid), 641 nucleotides long. RefSeq lists its product as uncharacterized. The record is from RefSeq and is a predicted model, not a curated record. The annotation marks the transcript as partial. The transcript has 2 exons. NCBI's taxonomy places the organism in Eukaryota, Metazoa, Arthropoda, Insecta, Hemiptera, Aphididae.
UAAUCUAAAUGAUUUUCAACAAAGAUGUCAAAAUUUCCUAAUGAUAGCAUGUAAAGAAAUAAAAGAUAGAUACGACUUCAAAAAUCCGAUUUUAUCUAGUCUCCCUGUACUUGACCCAAUAAGAGCGCUCUCACAAAAUGAAAGAGAUACUACAACUUCACUUAUGCCACUAGUUACAUUACUGCCUAGAUGCGCAGAUUUCAGCGAUUCAAAUCUUCAAAAACUAGAUGAUGAAUGGAGACGUCUGCCUAACUUCAUUGAUUAUAUUCCAGCUGAAAUAACUAAAACAUCUGAACCAGAUACAUUUUGGCAUCAACUAUAUCAUUAUAAAGAUGAAAGUGAUGAAAAGAUGUUUUCAGUUCUUCCUAAAUUUGCAUUAUCAGCUAUGUCCAUUCCACAUGCUAAUGCAGACUGUGAAAGGAAAUUUAGCAAAGUAAAUUCAAUUAAAACAAAAACCAGGAAUCGGCUAAUUACUGACACUUUAAAUGGCAUCUUAUUAGCUGAUCAAACAGUAAGGCGAUCAGGGUGUUGUUUAAAGUUUGCUCCUAAUGUAAAAAUGCGGAACUGUAUGACUGCAGCUAAUAUUUAUGGACCCGAAAAAAAACAACCUGUGUAUGAAUCAGAUGAUGAAAUGACUUUUG